AUGGGACUCAAGAGAGGUAGAGGUGCAUCAAAGAAGAGCCAAAAAGAGACAGUCAUAGGCCAAGUUGCUGAAAGGCUGAGGUCUCCAACACCACCGCCGGCAGAAGAUGAAGAAAUACUUGUUCCAGAGCCAGAGCAGCCACAGUCUCACCCUGCAGGGGAUCAUCUCCCAGUCAUCACACCUGUUCCAGCAGCAGCCGGCAGCAAAAAGCGUACGUACAAACCAUAUUUCUAUGCAACCCUGACAGAAGCGCAAAAAGAAGAGGUCAUUGACUGGCUUAAAGACACUCCUUCCAUCUACUCAAAGAGACUGACAUAUUAUAGAGACCCGCAGAACAAAGAGAAGCUAUGA
Molecule: messenger RNA, 351 nt
Organism: Dreissena polymorpha
Lineage: Eukaryota; Metazoa; Mollusca; Bivalvia; Myida; Dreissenidae
Exons: 1
Coding region: 1-351 (116 amino acids)
Source: RefSeq, a predicted model, not a curated record